Zingiber officinale is the source of this 2313-nucleotide messenger RNA. RefSeq lists its product as uncharacterized. The transcript is spliced from 22 exons. The record is from RefSeq and is a predicted model, not a curated record. Lineage: Eukaryota; Viridiplantae; Streptophyta; Magnoliopsida; Zingiberales; Zingiberaceae. The coding region runs from base 144 to 2183 and encodes 679 amino acids.
UUGGCGGCGGCGGCGGCGACGACGAAACAAGGUUAUAUUGGCUCUUGAUAAGAUCCUGAGAGCUCGGAGGUUUUUUGCGUGCGUUUAGAGUGAAAUAGGGCCUGAUUUCUGAAGAGAGAUAGUAGUUCAGUGCGUUUUGCAUAAUGGCGGCUACAUUUCUUGCUCACAUAAAGCGGUACUCGCUCCCUUUGAUUUUGUUUGGCCUCGGCUUCUUCUUCCAGCUAGUUGUCCUCCCGAAGUCCUUUCCUCCUACGUACUAUGAUGUUCUUCAUUUGAAGAGGAACGCAUCCGUUGAGGAAGUUGACCACUCGUACCACAAUCUGAUGUCAAAGUUGUUUGCAGAAUCAGAUCCUCCAAUCACUAACGAACUCAUUAAGAUUCGUUAUGCAUUUGAACUUUUAACAAAUCCUUUAUGGAAGAGAGAUUAUGACCUUUUUGGCAUUGAUGAAUACUCGCAUGUCAUUAAUAAUGUCAAAGACAGAUACCGUGGAGGCCAUUUCUCAGAGAUCGAACUCCCAAUUAUUAAUUUAUCUUCACUUGGUAUGUUGAGUGAUGUGACCAAUAACCUCACUCCAAUGGAGUUCAUCUCUACUGUUGGGAAAUCAAAGCCUUUGCUCAUACAAAUUUAUUCUUCUGGAAGCCUUCGCUGUGCUGAAUUCAUCCGUGCUUGGAAGAGGAUAGAAAGUUUGUUGGAAGGUGUUGCUGAGACAGGUAUGGUGGAAUUAGGCGAUCUUCAACUGUCUUCUUACCUUGCAGAAACUGCAUUUGCUGAGCAGCCAUACUUUCGGAAUGGUGUACCCUCGCUUGUUGCCUUUCCUUCUAAUUGUACAAAUACUCGUUGCAUUGAAAGGUAUCAUGAUGAAUUCUCAGUUGAUUCAAUUUUAGAUUGGAUGGCAACCAAUAUUCUUGGUCUACCUCGCAUUCUUUACUAUUCAAAGGAGACUCUGGCAAAGUUUAUUGCAACAAGUGGUCGCCAUAAGGUGAAAGUUAUUUGUUUCUCAAAAACUGGAGAGCGUGCUGCUCCAUUCAUACGCCAAGCUGCCAAAGAGCAUUUUUCUGAAGCAUCUUUUGCUUAUGUUUUGUGGAGAGAGGUUGACAUGCCUUUUUGGUGGAACAUGUUUGGAGUGGACUCAGCACCUUCUGUUGUUCUUCUGAAGGACAUCUAUUCAAAGCCUGUCACCUACAGUGGGAGUUUCAAUCACUUGCAGUUAGUGAAGAUGAUGGAUGAUUAUAAGAAAAAUGAUAUCCCGCAAUUGAGGACUGUUAGUUCUAUGGAACUCGGCUGUGAUGCAAGAGGAUACUCUCGUGCUGGAAAUGAGACUGUAACCUGGUAUUGCCUUAUUCUCAUUGGACGUGCAGGUCAUGCAAUGACUCAGAUGCGUGAGACCUUGCGCAGGGCAAGUGAUGUCCUGAUGGUUGGUGAUGAUUCAGACUAUGCCAGAAAUGUCAAUCUUUCAGUUGCUAGUGUUGCUUCUGCUGCUAUGAAAGAGAAUCGUUUAACUUUUACUUGGCUUGAUGGAGAAGUUCAGCAGAAAUAUUGCCAAUUUCACCUUGCUCCAGAAUACCACACUAAAAGUUGUGGACCAAGUUAUGAAGAUGGUGUUGAUGUGCCUCAAAUAUUGAUUGUUCGUUAUUUAAGAAACUCAACAGAUAAUAAUGCAGAGAACGACAGGUGGAAGCAUUUUCGAAAUCAAUAUUUGGGGGACACCAACGUUGCCUCUCAGCUGAUUGCUAGAUAUCCCGGUCCUGAGGAUGUGGAAGAGUUAAUUCAGUGGAUAUCACAAAUUGUUGAGCGUGGUGACACCAGAGAAUUUCCUUAUUUUACGUUCGAAACCCCAGAUCUUGUCCCUGAGGAUAAACAAUCAACGGGAUCACCAGUUGGUCAAUCUUUCAGGAGAGGAAUAAACUACAGGUUCAAAAAUCUCCGUAUGUAUAUCAGUGACUUGCCUCGUGAUCCCAGGAUAGGUCCGAUCUUGCUGUUAACUGCAUGUUUGUUAUUCGGAACCAUUUGGCUGCAGAACAAUCGGACAACGCAAGCUAAUACACCCGACAAUUCGACGAGCAACACGAGUUCCCGACGCCGACCUUGGCCUGCAAGAACUGAUGAUGUGCCUUCAUCGAUGACCGAUGAGGAACCAAAGGAUGCUUAUCAGUUGCUGAAAACAGAUUCCGAUUCAGAGUAGCCUUUUGCACCCCAUUUGAUCUGACUUUAUGAUUACCUCAAUUGAUUGAUGGUAUUUAAAUUAUUGAGUGUUAAACUAUAACUAUAUUUUACGGAACUAAGCUAAUCAAUCAGUCCACUAAUUCAUUGCA